This is a messenger RNA of Phycomyces blakesleeanus NRRL 1555(-), 1431 nucleotides long. RefSeq lists its product as hypothetical. Bases 1 to 1431 code for a protein of 476 amino acids. The transcript is spliced from 8 exons. NCBI's taxonomy places the organism in Eukaryota, Fungi, Mucoromycota, Mucoromycetes, Mucorales, Phycomycetaceae. The record is from RefSeq and is a predicted model, not a curated record.
AUGGCUCCUAUUCGCAAACCAACUGUUAGAAAAGAGUGUCAAUGCUCUAUCUCCCAUGAAGACACAUGCAAUACAAUUAGUAGUACUGUUUCUGAGCCUGUAAAUCAAGAGGAAGAUAGUUUUGAAUUUGAACAAAACCUAAAUGAUCUAAAUGCCAUUUUGGAUAUACAGACAAUAAACCAACCUUUCUCUGAAACGAAUUGUGUGUUUGGCCCUGAAGAUAACGUCCAGUAUACAAGUGACACUUAUGAAGAAGAAGAAUAUGAAGAUGAAUCCGAUGUUGGAAUAGACAAUGAUGAAGAUUCUUUGUUAGAAUUAAUUUCGGAAUUGAAUUUAAUUCACCAAUUCAUUAUUAUUUCGGUUGCUAUUUUUGUCUCGCUAUACAUCAUCGAUGAAGGAGCUGUAAUCCUGAUUGCCAUAAUCAACAAGAUCCUGCAGUUUUUGUUUGACCCAUUCCGCCUUCCUGUGAGUGUUGCUGGCCUCAAACAUUUGUCUGGAUUUGAAGCGUUGACAAGUGGUGUCAAAAAGUAUGUUGCAUGUAGCAAAUGCCAUGCCAUAUAUGAUAAUGAAGCCGCCCCUUUGUGUUGUACAUCACCCAAUUUUGAUAAAACCUCCUUGUGUGGCAACAGCUUGUUUAAGUCUGGUCCCAGGUCAAAAGUAUCCAAAAAGACAUAUAUAGUAGACGUAGAUGAUAUACCUUUUGUUGAUACCGAGCAAUCACUCAUUCUCAUGCUGAACAUUGACUGGUUUCAGCCAUUUGAUGGUGUUACCUACUCUUGUGAUGCCAUAUAUCUUGCAAUCAAUAAUCUUCCACGCACCCUUCUCAUGGCUGCCUGUGAUAUACCUGCUGCAAGGAAAGUAUGUGGAUUCACAUCCAAUACAACUACAAAUGCAUGCCACAAGUGUAAGUGUCAAUUUUUGAGGUUGGCUGGAACGAGUUCCAUUGAUCAUUCUGGAUUCGAUUUCUCAAAGUGGCUCCUUCGCACUAAGAAUGACAAUCGUAAGGAUGCAGAGAUCUGGAGAAAUGCAACCAAACCAACUGAGAGACAGCGUCUUGAAGUUGCACAUGGUGUUUGCUGGUCCGAACUGCAUCGUCUUCAGUACUUUGACAUUGUCUGCUGCACAAUCAUUGAUCCCAUGCACAAUCUUUUCUUAGGCACUGCCAAAAGAAUGCUGGAGAGGUGGGUUGCGGAUGGAUUAAUUGACGAUAAAAAACUUGUUGUCAUGCAAAAGACUGUUGAGAAGUCUCCUGUGGUUCUAAGGGAUGUGUUGCCAUUGCCAGAGUUCAAGAACUGGAUAGAGUUUAUUAACUCAUGCAGAUACUUCACCAAGCCUAGUGUUUCCAAAGAAGAUGUUGAGAAAGGACACAAAUGCACUGCAAAAAAGUGCCCAAAUUCCAUAUGCAAUAGGUUUCUAGGAUUCUUGAGAUAG